Messenger RNA from Drosophila montana, 345 nucleotides. RefSeq names its product probable serine/threonine-protein kinase tsuA. The record is from RefSeq and is a predicted model, not a curated record. Lineage: Eukaryota; Metazoa; Arthropoda; Insecta; Diptera; Drosophilidae. The transcript has a single exon. Bases 1 to 345 code for a protein of 114 amino acids.
AUGAAGUUCAAAAUAAUUGCACUUAACUGUGCCCUCUUGGUUCUAUGCCUUUCCUUCCUGCCGAUGAGCAAUGGACAGGACUCAACCACAGUAGCAUCCACUGACACAACAACGACGGCGGCUGCAUCCACUGACACUACCACAGCGGCCGCAUCAACCGAUACCACCACCACAGCCGCAUCCACCGAUACCACCACCACCGCCACCGCCACCACCACAGCCGCAUCCUCAUCAUGCGGUGGCAAGAAGAAGAGGAGGAAGCACAAGUGGAAGGUAGUGAGACACCCUGGCAAGAAGAUCAUCAAGAGACACCGCAAAGAAAGCAAAUGGGACCUCAAGGGUUAA